AUGCGCAUUUCUGCCGUGUCGAAGUGGUCUGGAAUUGUUAUUUGUCGAAAUCCCUCCGUUCGAAUUCAAGAAUGGGAUGAUAUUGUACAGUGGAAAUUCCCAUGUGCGCUAAGCCAGGAGCGUCUUGAUGUAACGUCGGGCUGUGAUCUCACGUUUGUAGAUCGUCGAGUUGACCACUCAACCACGUUUACUAGCAGCGUCAUCGAAAACGAAGGCCCAUAUCGUACGAAAGGAAACAAAAAACUCUCUUAUAUUGCCAAAGCUAAUAAUGAUGUUACCUUUUGA
This is a messenger RNA of Plasmopara halstedii, 285 nucleotides long. RefSeq lists its product as uncharacterized. The coding region runs from base 1 to 285 and encodes 94 amino acids. Lineage: Eukaryota; Oomycota; Peronosporomycetes; Peronosporales; Peronosporaceae. The transcript has 3 exons. The record is from RefSeq and is a predicted model, not a curated record.